AUGAGGUUUUCGACACUGUCGGUCGGCCUUCUGGCCCUCCUGACGCCAUUGACGGCGGCAUGGAGCAAGGAAGACCGCGAAAUCUUCCGUAUCCGCGACGAAAUCUCGGCCCACGAGGUUGACCCCGAGGCCACGUUCUACGACAUCCUGGGCAUCCCCAAGCAGGCCUCGCAGGACAUUAUCACGCAGGCGUACCGCAAGAAGUCGCGCGAGCUUCACCCGGACAAGGUGCGCCAGCAGCUGCGCGCCCGCAAGCCCAAGGACGGCGCCAAGUCGGUCAAGGGCCCCUCGUCGUCCGAGAUCAACGCGGCCGUCAAGAAGGCGUCGGACCGGCAGGCGCGCCUGUCCCUGAUCGCGGGCAUCCUCAAGGGCCCGUCGCGCGACCGCUACGACCACUUCCUGGCCAACGGCUUCCCGCUGUGGAAGGGCACGGACUACUACUACAACCGGUACCGGCCCGGCCUGGGCACGGCCAUCACGGGCUUCCUCCUCUUCGCCGGCGGCGCCGUGCACUACCUGAUCCUGUACAUGAACUGGAAGCGGCAGAAGGAAUUCGUCGGCCGCUACGUCAAGUUUGCGCGCAACACGGCCUGGGGCGGCAACAUCCCGGGCCUGAACACGGAGCCCGCGGCUGCUGCGGCCGCGGCGCCCGAGGAGGAGGCGGAGCAGGACCCGGCCAUGCCGGUGCCGCGUAACCGCAAGGAGCGCCGCAUGAUGGAGAAGGAGACGCGCAAGGAGGAGGGCCGUCCGUCCAAGAAGAAGGACCGCAAGUCGCGCGUGGCGUCCAAGUCGUCGUCGCGAGAUGCCUCUGUUGCGCCGACCGGCAUCAAGAAGCGAGUCGUUGCGGAGAAUGGCAAGGUUCUCGUCGUCGACUCCCAGGGCGACGUCUUCCUCGAGGAGCAGGACGAGGAGGGCAACGUCCACGAGUACCUCCUUGACCCUGAGGAGUUGGCCGCGCCUACUUACAAGGACACGGCCGUCGUGCAGGUCCCUCUGUUCCUGUUCAAGGCGUCCGUAGGCCGUCUGUUGGGCAGCAAGGCCGAUGCCGAGCCCGAUGCCGAGGAGGAUGCCGCGGCAGACGACGACUCGGACGUGCCGCAGAACACGCCGAGCACGGACUCUGCAGGCGAGGACUAUGAGGUGAUCAGCAAGAGCACCGAGUCGCUUAGCAAGGCCAAGUCGAGCGGCGCAGAGCAGGGUGGCAAAGCGAGCAAGCGCAAGAACAAGAAGAGGUAG
Molecule: messenger RNA, 1236 nt
Organism: Cordyceps fumosorosea ARSEF 2679
Lineage: Eukaryota; Fungi; Ascomycota; Sordariomycetes; Hypocreales; Cordycipitaceae
Product: DnaJ domain protein
Exons: 3
Coding region: 1-1236 (411 amino acids)
Cellular component (GO): endomembrane system
Source: RefSeq, a predicted model, not a curated record